Diaporthe batatas is the source of this 845-nucleotide messenger RNA. RefSeq lists its product as uncharacterized. The transcript has a single exon. Bases 475 to 702 code for a protein of 75 amino acids. The record is from RefSeq and is a predicted model, not a curated record. NCBI's taxonomy places the organism in Eukaryota, Fungi, Ascomycota, Sordariomycetes, Diaporthales, Diaporthaceae.
CGCUGCCUCGGUCCUGCGAACAGACGCUGCCCCAAGACGCUUUGAUCACAGGCAGUCAACUACUAACUACUACAUAGUAUCAACGGCCUGCUCUACAAAUAAACUUUCUUACAGUAGUCUGCCCACUUGUUGUGUAGCUGCCAGUUCCCCAACGCGGGUACCAGACCAGCUUCUCGGAUCUGAGGGUCACAUUCCGGUGGGCAUCUGCAUCGGCCCUUUGCAGUGUGCCGAGUACAUACAUGAUUGUGUUCCCCACGAUACUCGGCAGCCCAUCUCGUCAAUGGCAUUGCAUGCGGGCGAGAUGAAGAUAUUCCUUCGCUCCCUGCCGAAGCAUUGGGUCCUGCCCUCAUCAUUUAAUUUACUCCAAACGCGCCUUGCUCUGCCUCAUCUCAAAUUGGUGUCCGAUCUGGUUAGCACACCAGAAUUGGAGACAGCUCGGCCACUUUCAGACACUGUGCAACUCAGCCCAGCCCUAUGGAUCGACCCCAGCUGAUGUUCGGCUUCACAAAGGAUAAUAAACCGCAAUACAGUUCUGUUCUCGAAACCUUGAGCCAACAAAAAGGCGGCGGCGGCGGCUAUGGAGACACGGGACACCGAAGUCGAGCCUCACAGGCACCGGAGAAUUAUCCCGCGCAGAUCCUCCAUUGUACUUCAGGGGUGCGGACGCUCUUUUGCGUUCGAGGAAAUUUGAUGCGGAGCUGAGGAAUCUGGGGAAUUAGCCAGGCUCUCCUCCCUCUUUCCGUGGCUACCACAGUACUAUUCCGCAAUUGGAGAUGCAAUUAACCAGACCGACCGCAAGGUUUCAUUGACACGGGAGCCGAGUCGCCCGAAGUCGUCGAAUCGAC